Molecule: messenger RNA, 1257 nt
Organism: Marmota monax (woodchuck)
Lineage: Eukaryota; Metazoa; Chordata; Mammalia; Rodentia; Sciuridae
Product: flavin-containing monooxygenase 5-like
Exons: 7
Coding region: 1-1257 (418 amino acids)
Molecular function (GO): NADP binding; flavin adenine dinucleotide binding; N,N-dimethylaniline monooxygenase activity
Source: RefSeq, a predicted model, not a curated record
AUGAAAGCAAAAAAAAUUGCAGUGAUUGGCGCCGGGGUCAGCGGAUUAGGGGCCAUUAAGAGCUGCCUGGAGGAGGGACUGGAGCCCACAUGUUUUGAAAAAGGCAGCGACAUUGGAGGACUGUGGAGAUACGAGGAGACCCCCGACACUGGACGAGCUGGGAUAUACAAAUCCUUGACCUGCAACACCUCCAAGGAGAUGACAGCCUUCAGCGACUACCCCGUCCCUGACCAUUUUCCCAACUACAUGCACAAUUCCAAAAUGAUGGAGUACCUCAGGAUGUACGCCAGGCACUUUGGUCUCAUGCAACACAUCGAGUUCCUGGCGAAGGUGUGCAGUGUGAGGAAGCGCCCCGAUUUUUCAUCCUCUGGCCAGUGGGAUGUUGUGGUAGAAGCUGAUGGGAAGCAGCAAUCCUACAUCUUCGACGGGGUCAUGAUCUGCAGCGGCCAUUACACUGAGAAGCAUUUGCCCUUACAGGAGUUUGCAGGCAUCCAGAAGUUCCGGGGCAGGUACCUGCACAGCUGGGAGUACAAGCAGCCAGACACUUUUGCCGGGAAGAGAGUGGUUGUGAUUGGCAUCGGGAACUCUGGAGCAGAUGUGGCUGGCGAGAUCAGUCGUGUUGCUGAGCAGGUUUUCCUCAGCACGAGACGAGGCGCGUGGAUUUGGAACCGGGUGUGGGAUGACGGCAACCCCAUGGACACCGCCCUCUUCACCCGGUACAAUAGGGCACUCCAAAAACUACUGCCCUCGUUCCUCAUCAACAGGUGGGCAGAGAAGAAACUGAACGCAAGGUUCAACCACGCCAACUACGGGCUGCAGGCUGCACACAGAAUUUUUUCAUAUCAAACAGUUGUCAGUGACGACCUGCCAAAUCACAUAGUCACUGGAAGAGUGCGGAUGAAACCAAACGUGAAGGAGUUCACCGAGACGUCCGCCAUCUUUGAGGAUGGCACUGAAGAGAAGGUUGACACUGUCCUCUUUGCCACAGGAUACACCUUCUCUUUCCCUUUCUUGGAGGAUGACUUAGCAAUCCUGGACAGCCAGCAUUCCAUGUAUAAGUUUGUCUUCCCUCCUCAGCUGGAGAAGCCAACACUGGCUUUCAUUGGCCUCCUGCAGCCCGUGGGGGCCCUCAUCCCCACAACAGAACUCCAGAGCCGAUGGGCUGUGCGGGUGUUCCAAGGACUGAAAAAAUUGCCCUCAGAGACUGACAUGCUGGCUGAGAUCAACAGAAGGAAAACGAGAAUGGCCAAAGAGUAA